UUUUUGUAAGGUGUGUCUCCCGGAUGUUUUUCAGUAGGCUUGUGUCUCAGAGGAGAUCAGACGACUGAUCACACACCUUCAACAUGGAUUUCGACCUAACUGCAGCUUGUGAUAAAGAGGGAGGUGAUGUGAAGAAGGCUGAAGGCCAGCAGGUGGAAGGAAUAUUUGGAUUUGGAAAGAAAGAUAAAGAGAAGACUGAAGAUAAGAAGAGCAAAGACAAGGAGAAGGACAAGGAGAAGGACAAGGACAAGAGCAAAGACAAAGACAAAGGCAAGGACAAGGAGCACAAGAAGAGUAAAGACAAAGAGCACAAGAAGCACAAGGAGCAUAAAAAGCCCAAGGAGCACAAGAAAAAGGGCGGCCACUCAUCCUCUUCCUCCGGGAGCGAUGAUGAUUAGGUUGGAGAACUGGACUGAGGAGAUGAAAGAUGAUUUCCUCACUACGCACAUAUUUAAUGCCUUUCAAUAGAAGCUGCCUGUGCGUAUAUGUAGUUUAUUUUACAGUCAAAUGCAUACAGCUGAUCAUCAGCUUUUCAUAUCUGUUACUUGUGUCUGAUAUAGCCAGAAAAUGCAGAGAUAUCAAGAAAAUAAUUUUAUAAUCGCAUCAACUUACAGUUAAAAACUCACUAUCUAAUGACUGACAGUGUAGGUCUCAUCUUUUCCACCAGGGGGAGGCAGUUGGGUUUGAAAUGAUUCUGUUAAUAAUUUAAACCUAAUAAAAAACACUCACUAAGUAAUACAUACAGGUAACAAGAGGAACUCAUGUAACACAUUGGGAUUUUUCACAAUACUAUGCACAUUUUAAUGUACUAAGAUUUACAGACAGUGUGACAAUGAUGUUUGUUUUUAAUAAAUAAACUUGUAUUUCACUGAUAAA
This is a messenger RNA of Astyanax mexicanus (Mexican tetra), 876 nucleotides long. Its product is annotated as splicing regulatory glutamine/lysine-rich protein 1. NCBI's taxonomy places the organism in Eukaryota, Metazoa, Chordata, Actinopteri, Characiformes, Acestrorhamphidae. The record is from RefSeq and is a predicted model, not a curated record. The transcript is spliced from 4 exons. Bases 84 to 398 code for a protein of 104 amino acids.